AUGCGUUGGUGUUUGGUAGAUAAAACGAUUAUCAAUAUCCUAGACACUGCCGAAUGGCUCUCUGUGCGCCCUAAAUCCGUACCCACUCCGCCACCCCAACCGCCACCUCCAACACCAUCACAGUUCCAGGGAUUAGAAGGGCGUGGCGAGUUAACGAUCCGCCUUGUGUCGUUUGAUAACGACUAUGGGCUGACCUAUGACGGAGGAUGCUGUGAUAACUGGCAGGCCAGGGGAUGGGGGUGUAUGCAGAAAUGUGAUUACGUCAUGAGAGUCGUCAUAUCUGGUCUCAGCAGGGCGAACGACCAUGUGUUUUUAUUCCAUCGCCCUUUAAUGUACAACAAAAACAACAUAAUUUUUGACGACUGUCCUUGGGCUACCGAGCUCAGUAUUCCUUUCGACACUUGGCCGGGCCAGGUAGAAUUAAGCGCAUAUUUUUAUGACUAUGAUGAUCAUGACGACACGACGCUGCUGGUGGACUGGUUUGAUACACGGCUACGCCAGGAGUCCAUCUCCACUAAGUUCCGCCACAUGGCCGUCAUUGGCAGUCGGAGGAAUUACAAAACCAGACUAACGUUUGACUGGGCAGUGAGCUGUGCCGGGUUGUCGAACUGUAUACGGGACGAUGUGAGGCAAUUUCUUGAUCGGAUAGACAACCAGGAAUUCCACUCUAAGGACCCCAUUACCAGUGCUGCUGCUGCAUCCGGUGAAGACCCUCCCAAGUCCAUGUCCACAAAAAAUACCGAAAGCACAACGACAGGAGAGGAGGUGAAAAUCAUGACCAAUAAGACCAUGCCUACCCGAACUGCGCCUACCAACGGAAUAUGGGGGUGGAAAAGAACCACGUCCGCAGCUGUGACCGGCCGUCCUAUUACAGGCGUGCCAGAGGUUCGGCCAACAGUCACCGGUGUCACGAGGUUUAAAACGAUGACAAACUCGCCAGAGUCACUGAAUACCAAAACGUCAGAAACUACGCCAACAACGCCAGUAACAUUAGUAUCGGCAUCGACAAAGGCAACUCGGGAGAUAACAAGGCACCCAUUUGAUAAAUCAUCAACAAAGUAUCAGCGGACAAAAGUAAUACAGAUGAAUUCUCCACAUCAUUUGUCUACAGAGGCGACUCGUUCUGCAACGAAGAGUGGGUCAACGAAAAUCCCAAGUAAGGCUGCUGUUAAGGCUACUAGAACUAUGCCCAGAAAGACGAGCACAGCUGUUAUUACGCAAGAUCCUAUAUUAACCCAAGACUAUUUUCCUACCACACCAUUAUCGUCUCCCACAAUUUCUACACCAGUUCCUCUGAAUCUAACGACUAUUAAUAGCAAUUUACCAUCAACAACUGGUUCAUCACCUUGGACCAAGCCAUCUACUACGAAGGGUCCAUAUCGCGGUCGAAAAAAUAAAAAUCCGUUUAACGGCCACCCUCCUCUUCCAGGAUUCAACGGAGCAGCGCGAGAUAUUACCCCAGAUCUUGAUGUACCUCGAGAUCAUAUGCCAUCCUUUUCCCGAAAUCCAGAAAUCAGACAACCUCCAAAGCGCAAAAAAUACCCACCUCGUGGUAGACCAAGAUUGCCUGGCAGAAAGAAAAACUCUCGUCCAAAACCUCGACAGCAUGGUCGCCUAUCGAAGAGUGAACAGUCCUGGGGAGGAAAUGUCAGCCAACCCUCACCAGAUGUUCCAAAGAACGAGAACAGCAAGAACUUGUCGCAUUGGCAUGGCUACCACCAGAUUCCAGGUCUUAGACCACAUCUGAAAGACAAGCAUAAAGGUUACAGAAAUUCAUCCGAAAAUGGCACAAACGAAGACGCCUCCCCUCCCUUCGAAACAGAGGACAGUCCGUUUUCAAAAUCUGAACAGGAACAAAAUCUUGCAAUGACUACAGCAGCCAGCAGUAGCCCAGACUUCAUUAGUCACAGCUAUUAUGACCUGUCGUCAAGGAAUGGUUUCCAGUCUGUGUCAGCUAUGAGACGAAUACCAACCACCAAAUCUCGCCAUGAUGAACCCAGACCAAUAACGGAACCCCCACAAGAAGCAUUUCCUAAACUGAACAAUAAAUCGGCGGAGAGGCGUGAAAACCUCCAUGUUCCAUCAAAAAAACCGGUGGACACUGCAAAUGGGAGGAAGUCAAAGGAGCACACUGGAUCGUUAGGUGGAAGUAGGCGAAACCCUUUCACUCGGCCGAGCCCCAAAGGGAAACAUUUCCAUGUCACAUCAGGAACUAAACGUCUAACACCCAGGCCCAGAGAGGAUGAUAGACGUGUGUUCAAAACAUCAGCACCAAUAAUACAACCUGCAACCACAGUCGCCUCACUGUCACAAUCGGAGGUAUCUACGCACGUACAUGACGUUACCUUGUCUAAUAGUCGAGUUCAUAGUACAGAUCAGCUUUCCCAAGGGGAGGACACAGCUGAGCCUUCAAAAAUGAAAACCACACGGACACACACACUAGGUGAUGUCACGCGCAAUACUAACCAGCACGCUAAAGAUUCUACCAGGUUCCAGGCUACAACCAAACGUCAGUUUUCAAAUCCAGAGAGCACUACUGUGACAACGACUACUCGGUUCGCAUCUUCAAAUGAGUUCACCAACAUCGGCAAGGACACUCGUGUGACACUGCACGACACAAACGAUAUGUCCGAUUCUUUUCAUACGUUUAAUUAUGUCAGCAGUGAAGGUGAUUCCAGAUCAACAGUAGAUGAUGAACAGUUCUUUACCGAACGUGACCUGCACAUGUUCGUUACAUCCAAAGACACGGACAAAAAAUUAAAACAGCGUACGACCAAUGGUCACGAUGGAAUUUUCAGCAGUGCUACAACCAGGAAGCCAGGCUUAAAAGGAGAGACACGUGAUCUGCCAGACAGAAGAAACAGUAUAGGCUGGUUCAGAAAAACCACAAAGCGAGUGUAUCCGCUACAAAACGUCGAGGAAAGCGCUUCUAUGGCUAGUCCCAAGAAAAAUGGACAAAGACCAGGACAUUUCUUUCAAGGUACAACAACGCGUCCCAGUCGGUUUUCAACUGGACAAAAGUCAAAGAAUCUCAAGCCCUGGUACCGUGCCAAGGACACCGAUCAUUUGUACGACAUCAUGAAAACUAUUAAACAAACACAAGCAAUAGCCACCGAAGAAAUAUCAACUCAGCCUUCAUCUACAAACUCUAAGGAUGACGCCUGGCUCACGGAAAUACAAGGCAACACUAGACCCGCUACUAAAGAAAUAAUACCAGGAAGUAAUCGCAAGAAUGUUCCAAAGUUCAGAGAGAGGUUUAUUCCGAAACGAACGACAACGGAUGGAACUGGGGUUUCGCCUUCACAUAUUACAGCCACAGGACCAUAUCAUAAAAACAGACGCACGGAUAAAUCUCCAUUGGAUUCAGAAGUUAAGCCGACCCAUCCGUGGCUGCGUACAGGAACUCGUCGUAAAAGACCCACAUUUCCGCAUGUACCAACCAGAGCCCCAUCUCCUCAGUUGACGCCAAAGAAGUCUGAUGCAGACAGAAAAGUUUCCGCAAGUCCAACAAAUGAGCCAUGGCCUGAUUCACCAACUCCUUUGUUUACAGGACACGAUGUGGCAAACAAGGAGACAACAGUAACACCUUUGCCAUCGAUGAGUUUACCCGAAACAGUGGGUUCACGAGAAACAACGCGUGUUUUCACCUCAGAGACCGCUACUAGCAGUACAAGACAUACUCUCUUUCCGAAGUUUACCAAGGGACAAAUUAGCAGAAAAACUACAGUCAAAUCUCCAUAUUACAGUAAAGGAUCUCGAAGAAUGUUUACAAGACCUACAGUAUCAAAGCAUGACUCUAUUUCUGAAAUAACACGAACGUCACCAUCUUCUGAAGACAAAAAGUACUACUGGAAGCAUGCAAUGGGCACAUCAAUGUACCCUCAAACGACGACUUCCAGAUCAACAAACCCGUCGUUAACUCGAACAGUAUCAUCACAAUUAACGACGAAGAGGAGCAUUAGCAAUGGGCACUACACCCGCGGGACACAUACACAGCGAACAGCUCCAUGGACCAGACCGACGACUCGGACAACAUCAACCGCAAAAUCUAUAUCCGACAAGCAUGGGGUGACAACCACUCUCAUGCCUAAAACCUGGCCAAGACCGUCCAUGCUGGAUAAUGACAGGCCCUUGCAAACUGGUAAAAAAGUUAACACAAUACGAACUGAAAUAAGCCAUAAUUUUCCAAGAACUUCCACCGCACAAGUAAAAACCUCCAUAUUUCCCAAGAGACGAUUCAAAUCAACUUAUGCCACGAAAGAGGAUAUCAAAAGAGUUGAUACUGCUACAGAGUCGGAUUCAAAAGUAUCAGUGGAUUCAAAAAAUGAGGUUUCAUCAACUAGGUUUGACAAAUCCAGUUCAACCGGGUGGAAUGCAAGUGAAUCCGUCCCAAAUGUAGAGACUGUAACCUCAUGGUGGUGGAACACUCCCUUGUUAAACCCCAAGAUAAACAUUCCUACAAAAACAGAAAUGUACGGAUCGUCCAGAUUUCCAAAAUUCAAAACACCGAGGUGGAGGAAUAUUAAAAGGAUAAAUGUAAUGCCUAAGAGUAGUGAGAAGUCACGCAGGCCAACAACAACAGCUACAGGCACGAUGUCAAAAAAAGGAUUCCCAAUGUCAACUGAAAGCUCAUUAGUGACUAAGGAGAGCGACACUGUCGAUACUAUUGCCGCAACAACAACUAAAUACACCUCUCUCAAUCUGAUCGACGAUGAUAGCCUCGGCGCAAUCGAGAAUUGGUGGAAACAGUUUGCUCCUGAUGCUGAUUCUUCUAAAGAGAUCACCUUGGCCCCAUGGACGCAGAACACCUGGAGACGAUUUCAACCGACGCGGAUGGAAACCUCAGAUACCACAGAAACUAAUGUCCCACAACACUCGAUAGCGUCAUCUGGAGCCCCGACACACAGCAUCCAGACAACAACAAUCCCGUCAUUUAGAAAUAAUAAGGACAAGAAAACAACCCAGAAGAUCGUCACCAGAAGUAAAACUAACUCAACUUCUAUGCCAACAACUAAAGGACGAGCCAUUGUCACCGAAGUAUCUACACAGGGAGACGUUGAACUGAACCCCAUAACUACAUUCCCACCUUGGAAAGAAAACACUAGGACGCGACAAAGAGGUCAAGUCCAAGUGAAAUCAGUUCCUACCACGGAAAGAAUAUCCACAACAUCUACUAUACGCCAAUCGCAGUUUACAUCAACUGUGGUUCGACGAACACCGACCAAGACAACUAGUAAAGCCAAUGUACCACGCACAAGAUUUCAUACAACUGAAUUCCCCUCAACAACUCGAAAGAUUCGCACUACAUCACCGCCAUGGACUCGAAACACAUGGAAACGGUUCAAACCCGUCUCGCCAGAGAGUUCACCAACUACAAUCCCUACUUCACAAUAUCCAAUGGAAGAAGAAUUCGCUUUGUCCACAAUAUGGACCUCGCCUAUUGCAACUGGCACCACCCCUGAAACGACUAAAGUACAGGAUAGCUUAUAUAGGACCACAAAGGAGGCCCACUCUCGUUCACCAAACACACAAAUCAGGACUACAACCACGAAAAUCCCAACCACAGAAAAUAUAUUUGAUGAUUUGAAGUUAGAUCCGGUGAAUGAGGAUGAUUACGAAACAAAGUCAACUUUAGAACCCAAGGAAGAGGAUGACUACUUUGAAACUUCACUGUUUCCAACGUCAAAAAGGACGUACAGAGAUUUUAGCACCGAGGAAGGGGAAGGUUUAGACACCCAAAUAUAUCCAGCUGUGGCUAGUAAUACUAAGCCUGCUGAAAAAGAUUCCUCGAUUGAGGAUAUGCUGAAUAGCCAAGAACCGAGCAGGAAAUGGUUUACCACAACACAGCCAACACCAGAUUACACAUCGAUCAUAACGAGUCCGCUGGCUUUUAUAACAGAAAACUUGAAAGACGAAGUCAAGUGGAAGGGUGAACUCCUCGACCUGCUGGCUACAUCAGGUACAACCUACUUUAAAACAUCCAAAGUAACUGGAACGACCACAGUGUCCGAAUCAAAAGUUGGGAAAGAUAUCUCUGUGGAAAAAACGACGAAAGACAUAAGGCGAGUGUCUCCUACCAACGAAGAUCAGCCUAGUGUUGAAAUCUCCAGCAAAGCAACAUCAGCAGCUAACAGAAUUGGACAAGACGAAAGUAUUCCCACAGACUUACCAUUCAUGACAGAAGUGCCAAAUAGCACAAAGCUGAUAACCGACUCAGAGCCCUCUAUUGGGGAGUUGGCUGAUGGCACGAUAUUAUUAACGACUUUAAUAACACCCUCAAAGACUCUGCCAAAAGCGAAAUCUACAACAAUGAAGGAUAGAGAUCUGGUGUCAUCUACCAAGAUUUCAUCUUCUACUGCAUCAAUUCCUAUCGUAACAGCAUCCGGAACUUCCCUUACUUCCAUAACAAGGGUAUCAGAGACCUCAUCCAAUUUUGAAACAUCGCCUUUGCCAUCCACUUCCACACCAACUACAACUGUGUUGCAAGCUUCCUUAAGCCACAUUGCAACUGCUUUGCACACGUCUUCUACCCCAAUUACAAUUGUCUCAGAAACUUCAUCAACCAAAGCUUCAACUGUGUUACAAACGUCAUCCACUUCUCCUAAACCAAGCUCAACUUUGUCUCCUGUAUUAAACAGUUCAGUUGUAAAAAUGGAUUCAACAGAAGCACCUCUUACUGAUGAUCCCACUGUAAAACCUUCUUCCCUUUCUACAAUGUCUUCCACGACUUCAUCAUCAUCGUUUGGGAAGAGCAGCAAUGGUACUUUGAAUAUCACCAGAAAAGAAAUAAUUCCAGAGAAGAACAGCUCUAUUUCUAAUGCCGGUUUGUUAUCGACUUUAAGGACGCCAUAUUCUACCAGGGACCCAAACUCAAUAAAAGUGACACUGCCAGAUUUAAUUAGUUUACAUAAUGGCACAACGAGCAGUGUCAGAAAUGGAGGAAAACCAGACUUUGUUUUAAAUGCUAACCCUGUGAAGAAAAAACGACCGCCCAUAAAGAUUAGUGCAGUUGCAGCGGGUGGUUGGCCAACAACAACAACGGCCAAGCCGACGGACCCGCCAACGCCACCUCCGACGCCAAAAUGGCGGGAGAUUUUGCCGGACUUAAUAACAUUAGUCAGUGUGAAAAUACCUGUGCGGACAACCCCGCGUGCUGUAGGUAGAAAAACCAUUAGUUCGUCGAAGCCAGUGUCUCCGGCCUCGCCUGUGUAUCAAAAUGCAGAUCACAAUAAGAGGACUAAGUCUCUAGAUUUUAAAACUGUGGUAGAAAAAUACUGGCCUGCCAUUCUAGGAUCAUUCAUUGGAGCGGUGUUCCUGACGGCAGCCAUCUUGACAUCUGUGUUAUGCAAACAACAAAGACAGGGUGGUUAG
Liolophura sinensis is the source of this 7371-nucleotide messenger RNA. Its product is annotated as mucin-2-like. The coding region runs from base 1 to 7371 and encodes 2456 amino acids. The transcript is spliced from 6 exons. Lineage: Eukaryota; Metazoa; Mollusca; Polyplacophora; Chitonida; Chitonidae. The record is from RefSeq and is a predicted model, not a curated record.